AUGCUCUACCUCAUCGGGCUUGGUCUUUCGGACGAGAAGGACGUCACUGUUCGAGGUUUGGAAGCCAUCAAAAAGUCCGAACGGGUGUACCUUGAAGCUUAUACCUCGAUCCUCGGCGUGGGGAAAGAACGAUUGGUCAGUUCCUCGGGAGUAGUAGGUGGUCUGAGCUAGGGAGCGACGUGUAUCGAUGUCCGAGUUUUGAUUUUCGUUCAUAGGAAGCUUUCUACGAGAAGGAUAUUAUCGUUGCCGAUAGGGAUAUGGUCGAGACCGAGUCGGAUGCGAUUCUUGAGCGGGCGAGCGAGGUUGACGUUUCGUUCCUCGUCGUCGGUGAUCCGUUUGGGUGAGUGCGAGAAGCAUCUGAAACGCAUCGAGAGUAAUGGGUCUCAUUUGGACUUGUCUCCGCAUCUUGCACCCCCUCUGCAGAGCGACAACACAUUCCGACUUGCUCCUGCGAGCCGAGGCGCUGUCAAUCCCAUACGUCGUGAUCCACAAUGCCUCCGUGAUGAACGCCGUCGGAGCCGUCGGAUUAGCGUUGUACAACUACGGUCAAACGAUCUCGAUCCCCUACUUCACCGAGAGUUGGCGACCGGAUUCGUGGCUCGAUCGGAUUCGGGAGAAUCUGAGUUUGGAUCUGCACACGUUGUGCUUGUUGGAUAUCAAGGUCAAGGAACAGAGUAUUGAGAAUCUCGCGAGGUCGGUGUUCUGGAAGAUCCGAGUUUCCGAGUUUGGCGGUGUCCCAAGAGCUGAUGAUGGUGUUGUCUCUGAUGGGAAUACUUUGAUCGACAGGGGCCGCAAGAUUUACGAACCUCCUCGCUUCAUGUCGGUCCCGACCGCGAUCGAGCAACUGCUUUCCCUACUACCCCCUUCUCUUCCAUCCAAUGACAAAGACACUGCACCUGCAACUGCCUCCGACCCGUCCAUGACCGACGACCGCUCCCCGUUGACCCCGAUCCCUUCCCCCUUCCUCGACCCCUCGCAAACGCUCUGCAUCUCUCUAUCCCGGAUCGGUGACCCAUCCCAAACGUUCGUCUCGGGGACGUUGGAAGAACUCUCCCAUCUCGACGAGGACGCUUUCGGUGGUCCGUUGCAUAGUCUGGUCAUUGUGGGGAAGAGGUUUCAUGCGCUGGAGAGGGAUUUCACGAGACGUUGGGCCGUCAAUAAGGAGAGUUGGGAUCGGGUCGCCAAGGAGGUGUAUGGAGUGAGGGAUUAG
Molecule: messenger RNA, 1210 nt
Organism: Microbotryum saponariae
Lineage: Eukaryota; Fungi; Basidiomycota; Microbotryomycetes; Microbotryales; Microbotryaceae
Source: the annotation of a GenBank genome assembly